AGCAGUAUUCGGAAGGAUUGGUUAAGCGGCUAGCUCCAAUGGCUGCACCGGUGGAAAAGCAGGCGGGUGGUUUAAGGUGGGGCGGGCCCACGUGUCGGCCGAAGUUGGGCGGCGCUUAGCCGAGAGCACUUGAGAGCGUCACGCUGCCAGCCUGCCCUGCCCUGCCAGGUUAAUCACCCCUGCUGGUGCUGGUGCUGGUGCUGGUGCUGGUGCUGGCGCCUCAACAAAAGCGGGCUGAGCCGAGUGCUGACUGCUGAGAGGCUCCACUCAGUCCCUGCUUGCCCACCAGCCUCCUGCCCCCCUCCCUUAUCUCUUCCUCCUCCCGGGCUCCUGCUCGGCACCUGCAGCAAAGGUGCCAAAGCUAGCUUCUUCAGGCAUCCUGCACCCAUAGCAGCACAAGAUGUCGACGGUGGUCAUGAGGGUGGAUCUCGAGUGUGACAAGUGCUGCAAGAAGAUCAGGAAGGUCCUCUGCAAGGUCCAAGACAAGGUGAGCAUCAGGACCAUCACCUACGACGAGAAGAGCAACACGGUGACGGUGUCAGGGCCCUUCGACGGCGACGAGGUCGCGGACCGGCUCACCUCCGACGCCGGCAAGGUCAUCACCGACAUACACGUCGUUGGGGGCUCCGGGCUCGGAGGCGGCGGAGGGAAGCAGAAGCACGCCGCCGCCAACGCCAGCGCCAAGGCGCCCAAGCCCGGCAAGGCCAACGGCCACGGCCACGGGCACGCCCAGGGCCAGGGUCAUGGCGGGCACGGAGGUGGAGGCCACGGCGGCGGCAAGCCGGAGAAGAAGCACGUCAAGUUCGACGACGACGACGACGACAUGCUGGACGACGACUUCGACUUCGACUUCGACAUGGGCAAGAAGCCGGAGGCCGGCGGGCACGCGCACCACGGGCACGGGCACGGCCACGGAAACGGCCACGGCAACGGCGGCAAGCCGAAGAUCGUGACCACCAACACCCCCGUGGCGGCGCGGCUGGAGGCUCCCCGCACCGGGCCCUCGAUGUCGAUGGCCGCGGCGGCGCCCGUGCGGAUGCCGGGGAUGAUGGCGCCGCCGAUGAUGCCGCAGCAGCCGCAGGCGACGGCCGCGCCGUCCAUCUGGCCGCCCGCCCCCGAGUGGGGCUACAGCACGCAGCCGUACGGCAGCUACGGCGGCCCGCCGGCCGGAGGGUACUACGGCGGGCCGGCGUACGGCCACGCCGCGUACGGCCCGUCGCCGUACGGCUACGGCAGGAGCCCCUACGGGCAGCAGUACUACGAGGAAGAGCCCAGCGCCGGGUGCAGCGUCAUGUGAUGUGAUCAGCUCACGCCGCACCUCAUCCCGUGGUCUCGCUCGUCGCCCAUGGCUCAUGGCUGGCCGGCGGCGAGGACGGAGGAGUACGGUUUGUUGAUUCUGUACUUCAGUUGUGCGCGUGAAAGAUUCGGCAGGAAGCCUUUCGAUUUCGGAGAUAUAGUACAGAGUAUAUGAAAGAUCUGCGACCUCGGGAUGUUUGUUCAUUAUUGUAAAAUUCAUAUAGUAGUAUAUGUUAGGGUGUAUAUUUUUCACUUCCUUAAUUUUGCUUUGCUCCAUGUGCUGUGUUGGACAGUGUCUUUGUAUUCUGUUCGUGUAGUAUCUUGGAGAGGUUAAGCUUUGUCACAGCAGAGUGAGUAGGUGUUUAAGUGUAGGACGAAGCGCCCUCUCCAAUGUAAAGAUGAACAACCGUAUGCACGCUACUCUUGCUGUCUCUGUCUGUUUAUAUAUAUAUUUGGUAAUUGUGAUACGAUGGAGCAAAAUUAAGUUAUUA
This is a messenger RNA of Panicum virgatum (switchgrass), 1787 nucleotides long. RefSeq names its product pro-resilin-like. The record is from RefSeq and is a predicted model, not a curated record. The transcript has 3 exons. Gene Ontology annotation, biological process: regulation of defense response to fungus. Gene Ontology annotation, molecular function: metal ion binding. Bases 401 to 1297 code for a protein of 298 amino acids. NCBI's taxonomy places the organism in Eukaryota, Viridiplantae, Streptophyta, Magnoliopsida, Poales, Poaceae.